AUGACUCCAAUUAUUGAAGAAACCAAGAAACCUCAAAGUAUGCCAACUGGUCCUCGAAAUGUAUUACGUUCCAAUGACUCGGCAAGCCUUUGGAAUUGUACACUUUCUCCAGGUUGGUCCCGAGAGGAAUGCGACAUCUUACGGAAAGCUCUUAUGAAAUAUGGAAUUGGAAAUUGGGCACAAAUUAUUGCGUCGAAUUGUCUACCCGGGAAAACCAAUGCCCAAAUGAAUCUGCAGUUACAAAGAAUGUUGGGGCAGCAAAGUACUGCAGAAUUUGCCGGUUUGCAUGUCGACCCAUUGGUUAUUGGAGAAAAGAACUCGAAAAUCCAAGGACCAAAUAUAAAACGCAAAAACAAUUGCAUUGUUAAUACUGGAAGUAGACCGUCACGCGAAGAAAUCAAGCGCAGAAUUCAGAAAAAUAAGGAAUUAUACGAGAUCCCGGAAGAGGAAUGGAGCAAUAUAGUUUUGCCAAAACCGGAAGAUGUAGGUAUUACCACUUUAAAUGCGAAAUACGAAGAACUACGUCGUUUGCAAGACGAACUUGCAAAUGUACAAGCACAAAUAACUGAAAUACGGAAUAAAAAACGCGAAAAGGUUUUUGUUUUAAAAAUAUAUAUAUAUAUAUAUGUAUAUAAUUUUUGA
This is a messenger RNA of Rhizophagus irregularis DAOM 181602=DAOM 197198, 642 nucleotides long. The record is from RefSeq and is a predicted model, not a curated record. NCBI's taxonomy places the organism in Eukaryota, Fungi, Glomeromycota, Glomeromycetes, Glomerales, Glomeraceae.